Trichoderma asperellum CBS 433.97 is the source of this 1788-nucleotide messenger RNA. RefSeq lists its product as uncharacterized. Lineage: Eukaryota; Fungi; Ascomycota; Sordariomycetes; Hypocreales; Hypocreaceae. The record is from RefSeq and is a predicted model, not a curated record.
AUGGCAAUAUUCGUGCUCUUCCUUUUGCCUUGCUCAGCACAAACCGGUGAGCACAUCGACUGGCCUCGAUGGUGCGGAAAGGCGUACUUGCCACCGUACCCCGACUUCAAUCCUGGCGGCCAGGUUGUUGAGCCGCCCAAGCUGCAGCACUUGUCUCUGAACCUCCGGUUCAAGCCGCGAUACAACAUCUUUCUCGCCGACGAAUCCGAAGGUGAAUUCUUCAUCCACGCUGAAGCCUCACGAUAUUACGGCUUUCCAUGGCCAUAUAUGGAGAAGGAUGAUGAUUACUGGCCGUCAGACGUUAAUUUCACAAUCACGAAUACAGCCACCGGCGAAGUUCUUAUUCGGAAUAUGCUCAACUCGAGCCGUACCGUGCUUAAAGCCGCGUCCGACCGUCCUGUGUAUCGGUACAAAUUCGAUCUUGGGAAAUUCAAGCCAAGUUUUGCCCCCUAUGAGGUGACGCUUCAUGCUACACCAAGUUUCCAAAACAAGCACGGCUCGCCCAGCUGGCUCAUUGAGCACAACUUCAGCGUCAAGAGCGAGAUAUACGUCCUGCCAAGCAAGGCAAAGGGCAGCAUCACCAGGAUUGAUAAUCUUAGUGGUGGCUUGCUCUUCCGCAACAGCACGCCGGGGAGUAAAUUCGAGCCUUUCUUUCCAUAUGGAUUCUACGCCCGCUGUGAGGGGUUUCUAUGUGAUAAAGAGAACUACGCUGCAAACAUCAAGGCAUACCAUAGUCUGAAAUUAAAGUCAAUGGUGCCAAUGAUGCCCGCAUCAGAGACAUCGGGGCAUCUCUAUGGCACUCUGGACUCGCUCAAUAUGACAUAUAUGUACGAUUUACGACAAUCGUACAAGAAUCAUAGCGCGGUAAGGGAACAAGUCGAAGCCAUCAAGGACUCAGAUGGGCUCUACGCAUACUGGACCUUUGAUCAGCCCGAUGGUCACUCAGCAACCCACGUCCCCAUGUGGACAGCAAGCAGCCUUAUCAAGAAAAUCGACCCGUACCAUCCAAUCGCCGUCAGUCUUAGCUGCGACAACUACUAUUUCGAAGAAUACACCAAAGCGGCCGACAUCAUCGUGGCAGAUGUCCAUCCCAUCGGGGCCAGCAUGUCCGCCUCCAAAUGGCACACGAAUUGUAACACAACCUACGGCAACUGUGGCUGCGACAACUGCAUAGGCAACGUGACAGACAUACCGACUCGUCUUGGCCAUAUAGCGCAGUUCGAGAGGUGGCUCAAUCACUGGCCCAAACCAAAGAUGCAAAGCGUGCAAGCCCGCCCCGGCGGCGAGAACCACUUGCCCGCCAGCCCCAGCGCCGACGAGGUCAUCGCCAUGAGCGCUCUCGCCAUCAACCACGGCGCAAAGGGAAUCUUGCCCUGGGCAUGGCCCGUGGACGAUGAAAUCACCGCCCUCCACAGUAAAUUCGCAGCAGUCAUGAACAAGGGCAUCGUGAAGGAGAUCCUGUCCAAGACGACGCCCAAGAGGUUCCAGUUGAAAAAGCAUAAACUGUUAGAUGUCUCAUACUGGCUAUUCAACAGGACUUUGAUGCUGAGCGUCGUCAAUCUGAGCAAGGAUUCUUACGUUGGGCCCCUCAAGUUCGACGUCCCACACAUUGAGCCCAUCAGCAUCCAACAUGUGUUGUGGGGCAAUGCGUCGUGGGAUCAUCGAGAAGUUGAGCUGGGGUACGGGAUGAAACUGCGGGCUUUCACGUUGGAUCCUAUGUCGACAAAUAUACUUGUCAGCAUGGUGUGUUGCGAGAACUAUCCUUCGCUUUCGGAGGAUUUUGACUGA